Messenger RNA from Eremothecium gossypii ATCC 10895, 2256 nucleotides. RefSeq names its product actin-related protein ARP5 (gene ARP5). The record is from RefSeq and is marked provisional. Gene Ontology annotation, cellular component: cytoplasm; Ino80 complex. Gene Ontology annotation, biological process: regulation of DNA-templated transcription. Lineage: Eukaryota; Fungi; Ascomycota; Saccharomycetes; Saccharomycetales; Saccharomycetaceae. The transcript has a single exon. Bases 1 to 2256 code for a protein of 751 amino acids.
AUGAGGCAGCAAGGCAUGUCGCGCGACUCGAGUCUGGCGCCGCUGCCGGUACACGUGGUGGACGAGCCACCGCUGGUGGAUGAGCCAGAAGGGUUCUACAGCGCGGGAGCGGAGGAUGGGGGUCCGAUUGCGAUAGACUUCGGGUCCUACGAGGUGCGGGCCGGGUACGUGGCGAACAAGGAGCCGGCGCUGGUGUUUCCGACGCGGCUGGCGCGGUACCGCGACCGCAAGGCGAGUCGGACGUACACGUUUGUGGGGCGGGACACGGGCCUGGACGCGUCGAUCCGGACGCAGAGCCGGAGCCCGUUUGACGGGCCGAUGGUGACGAACUGGGACUACGUGGACGACAUGCUGGCGUACACGUUCCACCACCUGGGGGUGCGGGGGGGCGGCGGCGUGCCGAACGCGGUGGUGCUGACCGAGCGGCUGGCGACGCUGCAGUCGCAGCGGGCGAACUGGUACGAGCUGCUGUAUGAGGCGUACAACCUGCAGGAGGUGACGUUCGGGAUCGACAGCCUGUUUUCGUUCUAUGGGGAGCGCGGGCCGGGGAGCACAGGGCUGGUGGUGAGCAGCGGCAACGAGGACACAUGUGUGGUCCCGGUCGUGGACGGGCGCGGAGUGGUGUCGGAGGCCAAGCGCAUCAACUGGGGCGGGCAGCAAGCGGUGGACUACCUGACGGGCCUGCUGGCGCUGAAGUACCCAUACUUCCCGACGAAGCUGUCAGGAAGCCAGUUUGAGACAAUUUACCGCGAGCACUGCUACGUGGCGGAGGACUUCGAGCGCGAGAUCGACGAGAUUCUGCAGCUGCCGACGCUCGAAGCGAAGAACGUGGUGGUGGAGGCGCCGUUCACCGAGGUAGUCCAGGUCCAGAAGACGGAGGAAGAAUUGCGUCUUCAAGCCGAGAAGCGCCGCGAGACAGGAAAACGGCUUCAGGAGCAGGCGCGCCAGCGGCGCAAAGAGAAGCUGGUGCAGAAGGAGGAGGAGUACGAGUACUACCUGCAGAUUCGCGGCCAGCUGGAGGGCCAGCCUAAGAAGAAUAUUUUGGCCACACUGCAGAACGCCGGCUUUGACGACGAAGAUGACUUCAACAAAUACAUUACGAGCUUGGAGCGGUCGCUGAAGCGUGCGCGUGUACUUGACGCAAAUGAGAACGAGGAGGAGCCUUCUAGCACCGUUCCGAACUUUGAUCUUGUAAAUAUCCCGGAUGAGGAGCUGAACGACGAGCAGCGGCGCGAGAAGAAGAAGCAGCGGCUCAUGAAGGCCAACUACGACGCCAGGAUGAAGGCGAAGGAAGAGAAGCUGGAACAGCAGAAGCGGGAGGAAGAUGCGCGUCUGCGCAACGAGCAGUGGCGCAAGGAUGACCUUAAGGGUUGGAUCAAGGAGAAGAGGUCGCAGCUGACAGGUUUGAUGAAAGCAAGAAAGGAAAAGCUAAAGAUGAAAGAAGACAUGAAAGAUCGCAAGUCGCAAGCCGCCCAAAAGAGAAUGAAGAAUAUAGCAAGUUUGGCAGAAGACAAUACAUCGAACAACAAGAGAUCAAGGCAGCAGGCAACGAUUGAUAACGAUCCUAACGAUACCUUCGGUGCCAACGACGAUGACUGGAUGAUAUACAACGAUAUAUCCCAGAACCCGGAGGCAUUGGACGAGGCCCUGGAAGAGGAGUAUAAGGUGAUCGUUGAGAUCGAGAAGGAGUUGUUGGAACAUGAUCCGCAUUUCACAGAAGAAGAUACCCUUGAUGCACAGUAUGACUGGAGAAACUCUACCUUGCAUUUGUUCUUGCGCGGGCCCCGCCCUCACGACAGUGAAAAUAUACAUGAGCAGCACCAGAUGCAUAUCAACGUGGAACGUAUUCGGGUACCCGAAGUGAUAUUCCAACCGUCCAUUGGCGGGCUGGAUCAGGCCGGUGUCGUAGAGCUUUGCGAAACAGUCCUGCUCAAGAAGUUCGAUUCUAGCAGACGAGCGCUCAGCGCUACCUGCGAGAAGAUGGCAAAGAACGUUUUUAUUACAGGUGGUAAUACAAAACUACCUGGUAUUAGAGAGCGUAUUGUCCGCGAGUUCACGGGUUUCCUCCCCGUUGGUACGGAACUAAAAGUCACAUUGGCUAAAGAUCCUUCCCUCUCUGCUUGGAAGGGUAUGGCAAAAUUUGCCAGCGACCCAACAUCAUAUAAGUCAUCUAUCCUCACGAAAAGAGAGUAUGAAGAAUAUGGUCCAGAGUACAUAAAGGAGCAUAACCUUGGUAACGCCAAGUUUAUGGACUAA